Molecule: messenger RNA, 1323 nt
Organism: Aegilops tauschii subsp. strangulata
Lineage: Eukaryota; Viridiplantae; Streptophyta; Magnoliopsida; Poales; Poaceae
Source: RefSeq, a predicted model, not a curated record
AUGGGGCAGCUCGAGGAGCUGGCCGGGAGCAUGCUUCAGACGGGGCCCUUCUCCUACACCGACGAGUCCGUCGCGCUGGCGGACGACGUCGUCGGCGCGCUUGUCGCCUCCUUCGCCGCGCCGCGCAUCUCUGAUGCGUUCGCGGCCGACGAGUACCCCAGCGAGAGCCUCCGCAUCCCCAUCGGCACCAACGUCGACGCCACCAACGUCGCUGAGGCCCGAACCCAGCUCGAGGAAAGGCGCCAGCAGAUGCUGGACCUGUCCGAGACGCUCGCCGCCACUCAGCGUCGCCUGGACGCCGCUCAGCUGGAGCGUGAUGCCGCCUAUGGAUUCACGCCCGCCGCGGCCGAGCCAAGCCGGGUCGCCGAUGUGCGUGCCCGGGGAGGAGCGAUCGGCCGAGCCCUCGGCGCCGUCCCAACCGUCUACGAGACCCCAGUGAAGAACAUGUGCGCUGCCCAGGCAGCCGCAGCCGGCCUGGACCAGCUCGCGGGUGAGGAGCUGAAAGAGCGCAUCGGGCGGAUGCACGAACUCCUCCACGCGGCCAACACCCAGCAGGACCGCCUCAGCCAGCUCGCCAAGUCGGCGGGGUCCGGCUCCGCCCGCCUUGGCGGGCCCGGCGAACUUCUGCACACCGCUUCCUCGCCACCCGGCGAGGCGCACUCCGGCCGAGCCCGGACUCGGCGCGACCCGACCGCUACAGCCGCCGGCGGAUUGGGCGACGAGCCCGUCCUGGAGAUCCAGCACGGACCCGGCCAGCAUGGCCGGCGUCCGGCUCCAACCGACCCGGCCCCCCGUGGCCUAGCCGCAAGUCGACUCGGCCCGCGCGCCAUCGACGACGCCGACGCUCACCACCGCCUCGAUCAGCUCGCUCGCUCCCUGGAGGUGGAAGAGAGCGACGCUAUCGGGCCGGGCUGCGAGUUCCUCCACGUCCCGCGCGCGGAGAACGAAGCAGCUGACACGCUCGCCAAGAUCGCCUCGUCACGACAAGCCAUCCCGUCCGGCGUCUCCCUCAAGCACCUGCGCAAGCCGUCCGUCAAGCCAUCGCCGGACUCCGAGUUCAUCCACGUUCCAGACGACCCGGCCGCACCUCAACCCGGCCCGGGGACUGCUGAACCUGGCCCAGGGGCUGCUCAGCUCAACCCGACCACCAUCGUCCCGGACCCGGCCGUCGCCAUCCCCGACCCGGGGGCUGCUCAACCCGGCUCGGGGGCUGCCAAGUCGGAACCCACCCUGGUGGCCGUCUUCGCCGUGCAAGGCCCGAGUCACUACCACAACAAGAAGAUCAAGCCCCUCGCGUUCCGCGAGGGCGACCUCGUCCUCUGA